This is a messenger RNA of Cuscuta campestris, 3221 nucleotides long. Lineage: Eukaryota; Viridiplantae; Streptophyta; Magnoliopsida; Solanales; Convolvulaceae. The record is from the annotation of a GenBank genome assembly.
CAUAAGUUUGAAGAUAAGCUGUUUCUUUAAGUCUCUUCCUACCCACCCUACCCCACAGUGUCCAAAUCCUCUGUGAUAGCCAAUGUUUCCCCCCAACAACGUUAAAUUCUUCUCGAUUCUGCGUGAAUUUCAAGCUGUGUUCUUCAACUUGUUUAUUCUGUCUCCAAAGCGUGAAUUCUAUGAAGCAGUAGCCAGAAUAUUGUGUGAUUAGACAGGGUUUCCUAGUUCCAGAUUUCGCUGAGGAUACAACCUUAUAUAGGAACGUGCGGAGAUUUAGGAUAAAAAGAUGCAUGGCUUGUAUUUCUUGGAGUAAUAGACCAAGGAAAAAAACAAUUUUGGCUACGGGUCAAGAAGCAUUUGUAUGGCAAUCAUGAACGCCAAAGAGGCUAUGGCUUUCAAAGGUCAAAAGGAAAAACUCAGUGCAUUCCUCGAGAUUGCUAGUACCGAGAAACAAUUGUUAGCAUCAAUCUAUUCCAAGGGUCUUUUGCAUAAAGAUGUAAAAGAGCUUUACCAAAAAGCCCGUUCUAGCUACGAGAACAUCAUUUUGAAUGAUCAUGAAAGGGAGGGGCUUCAAGAAGUGGAGUAUUCAUUAUGGAAGCUUCAUUAUAAGCACAUUGAUGAGUACCGUAAACAAAUACGCCGAUACAAUACAGACAGAAGAAAAAGUGGAGCUUCUGGGGAGGAUACCGGCUAUGUUUAUAUGGAUGGGUUCAAGUCAUUUCUAUACGAAGCUACUCUUUUUUACAUGGAUUUAGUAAGAAGACUUAGAAAAAAAUGUGGGCUUCCUGAGGAGCUCUUGUUGCAUAAGAAGAGGGGAAAAUCAUCUUCUUGGACAGAACUUGUGAAGUUCCCUCAUUGUCAAUAUGCAUGCCAUAGGUUUUUGGUUUGUCUUGGUGAUCUAGCUAGAUACAAUGAGCUUUGCAAGAAAGGUCACGAAGCUCGUGAUUGGUCAGUUUCAGCAGCAUAUUAUCUCGAAGCAUCGUGGGUGUGGCCGGAUAGUGGAAACCCCCAUAAUCAGCUCGCGCUAUUGGCAACAUACAUUGAUGAUCCUUUCCUUGCGUUGUAUCACUCUGUCAGGAGUUUGGCCGUGAAGGAACCGUUUCCUGAUGCCUGGAACAACCUUAUGCUGCUCUUCGAGGAGAACAGGUCAAUUCACAUCCAUUCCCUUUCGAGGGAGGCACGCCUCGAUUUACUAAAACCAUGUGAAAAAACAUUCUUGGAUGCUACAUCAUGUGAAAGUAAUGCCUCUUCAAGUGACAAUAAAUUGGAUGAAAUGUCUGAUAUAUGGCCCUUGUUUGUCAGGCUGAUAAGUUUCUUUCUAAUGAAAUCCAGUUUAUUAGAGGAUUUUCCUCACACCCUUGCUUCUGUGGUGAGACGAUUAGAAGCUUUGAUGGCGUUAGGCGAAGAAGAACUGAAGGGCACACUUGAAUCCUACCAGUCUUUGGAUCCAUCCGAAAAGGGCCCAAACCGCGCCUUACAACUUGUCACCAUUCUCAUCUUUACCAUCCAUUGCCUUACCAAAAGCCAAAAAGGACACAAACAGAAAGAAGAUGGCAACUCGGGGUGUCAUUUGACUGAACUAGCACUGUCUUCCAUUUUCAUUUGUGUCGGGCGCAUUGUUGACCGGUGUUUGACCAGGGGUGUUGUCGAGGAAUGCUGCCCUCUCCUACCCGCCGUGCUGGUGUUUGUCGAAUGGCUAGUGAACACACUUGGGAGAGCCGAAGGUCUCACAAGGGACGAAAGCGUCAUGAGUGCCAUGGCAUACUUUUUUGACACCUUUGUUGAUCUUCUUAACCGACUCAAUCUUGGUGCAGAAGAACUUGCCUCAGACAACACUGCUCUUUGGGAGGACCACGAGCUGUUGGGGUUUGACCCAAUGGCCCACGCGCACGCGGGCUUAGAUUUCAGGGGUAAAAUGGGGCACGCGGGGGAUGGUAAAUUGAGGUCUCGACGCAUAUUUCUUGCUGCAACUAAAAUUGCAGGCACACAAGGUGACUUGAGUCAUUGGAUUGUGUAUGAUAAGUUACAAAAAAGAUUUCGCCCCGGCACCCAAAGUGAAAACCAUCAUGUUUCUAACACAACAGAGGAGGAGGAGGAGGAGGAGGAGGAGGAGGAGGAAGUUAUUCUAUUCGAGCCACCCAUUGGAAGAGGGAACAACACGAAGAAAGGGGAAAAAUCCUCUCCUGUAGUGGAUCAACAUGAAAGAGAGAGUGAAACUUUCAGUUUCUACCCGGAAAACCCCGACACGAGUAACUUCUAUUUGGACAAUCCCUUGAGGCAGCGGGUGCCCAACAGUGGGCCCCCGUCACUCAAGGGAUGGGUCGUAGGUGGAGAAAGCCCACAUCCCCAUUUCAGCCCAGAGGCCAUCAACGUCCUUUCACUCGACGAACUGGGAUACCCCAAAGUUGAUUCUUCAUCUUCUUCUUCUCCACGCGUCUCUGUUGAUGUUCUCGAUGCCCCUCCUCCUCCUUAUGUAAGUCCACCACCUUCUGCCCCAUUGUUGCCGGAACAAGGAGGGGAUGGUAUUCUUGGGGCCCCACCAAUGAGAGGAUACACAUACGCAACCCGGGGCCCAUUUGAGUACGCAGGAGGGUAUUCGCCGCCACAAGCAGGGAUGAUGAGCUCUUCUGAGUGGCUGUAUCAUUAUAGGAACAGGCAGGAGUGCGACCGCGCCGUGUGGGCCCCACACGUGGCGAACAUUAGGAGGUUAGAUGGCGACCCUUUGUGCCAGUGGGGGUACCCUUUGAUUUCGACGCCGGGAACGUUACUGUAUUUGGACAGCCCAAUUGUCCCGGCGGGGAGGGGCGAUACCGGAAGAGACGAUAAGGUCCUGUUUGGAUGGCAAAGACCAGAGGAGCCUGCAUUGGUGCUGCAGUAUCUGAAAGAGAGAGAAGUAGGAGGAUUUGUGCAACCAGGAUCUCAGUUUAGAGGUCCAACUUUUAUGGGAAACUGACCUUGUUGUGUAAGUAUUAUUACUCCCUCUGUCCCAGAAAAAUAAUCCACUUUGACGAAUGUAUAACUUGUUAAUUUUAGUAAAGUACACCUCAUGUAAAGCACUAAAUAUGCUAUUAUACUUAUAUUCACUCCACUAUUUACUUAUUUGGUGUGUAGCAUGGGUUAUAGUGGUAACUUUUUAUUGGUUGUAUAGAGAUUAAAUAUGUAUAGUAAUUUAUUAGAUUGAGAUGUUUAAGAAAGUAUUUUAAUGAAAAGUUAGUUAGCCU